Messenger RNA from Eimeria tenella, 487 nucleotides. RefSeq lists its product as uncharacterized. The annotation marks the transcript as partial. Lineage: Eukaryota; Apicomplexa; Conoidasida; Eucoccidiorida; Eimeriidae. The record is from RefSeq and is a predicted model, not a curated record. The transcript is spliced from 2 exons.
CAAACAAGAAGUGGGAAUUGUUGAUGUCUUUGGACAAGAAUGUUUGACCACUUAUGUGCCUCUUAGAGGAGACUCUGUUUGCGAAGAGCUGCCGGGGGUGCUGCAGGCCUUUUGGGCCCCCGCGUCGGCCCCCGCUGCUGCUGCUGCUGCUGCUGCUGCUGCUGCUGCUGCUGCUGCUUCGCUGGUCGUUGUGAUCACCCAGAAGAGCAUUGAGCUGUUCAAAUUUAUGCACAGCGGACGGACUCUGCAUGCAGUAAAGAAAGUGGCUCAAGUGUCUCUUUUGGCUUGGGUCUCUUCGCCGCCGCCUCGCCCUAGGGUGUCCGCAGCGCUGCCCAGCAGCAGCAGCAGCAGCAGCAGCACAGAGCAGCAGCAGCAGCAGCAGCAGCAGGCAGCAGCGCUUGCUGCUGCUGCAGCUGCUCCCGUGGUGUUCGUGGUGGCCGUAGGGCAGCGGACGCUGCAGCCAUUCCUCCUGGAGCCCCGCACUCUG